AUGCCACUUUUUGGCUGGAUGAAGUGGUCAAAACGUGAUUCCUACAAACCCACACACUAUGCUGGCUCAGACGUAGUGACAAAGACUCUGCUUCGGGAACUAAAAUGGCAUCUAAAGGAGAGAGACAGAUUAAUACAAGAAAUCGAAAAUGAACAAAAAGUAAGAAAAACAGGUGUGGAUUACAACUGGCUGAGAAACUACCAGAAUUCUUACACAACUAUCCCAGCUACUGAACAAAGACAACUUGAAAUUCUUUGCUCACAAAUUCAACCUUGCCAAACUGGAACUGUUCUCAGCAGAUUUCGAGAAGUUUUGGCAGAAAACGAUGUGCUGCCAUGGGAAAUAGUCCACAUCUUCAAGCAAGUUCUGAGAGACUUCCUCGGCAGCUUGGACCAUGAGAGUCACGGAGACAGCCCACAGGAGACCCCAGAGACGGGCUGUCCCCCUCCCUCUGCACCGCCAGGUGCCCGUGCCCAGAGUUCGGGCAAAGACGAAAUACCUACCAUUUCUAGUUACGUAGACAGAAACAUACAGAACAGGUUCCCGUCAUGCUCAUACAGAAUAUGGAACCUACCAUAUUAUUACCCAUCAAGCUGGGGAGGCAUCUGA
Messenger RNA from Heterocephalus glaber (naked mole-rat), 609 nucleotides. RefSeq names its product RD3 like (gene Rd3l). The record is from RefSeq and is a predicted model, not a curated record. Lineage: Eukaryota; Metazoa; Chordata; Mammalia; Rodentia; Bathyergidae.